Molecule: messenger RNA, 3105 nt
Organism: Coffea arabica (coffee)
Lineage: Eukaryota; Viridiplantae; Streptophyta; Magnoliopsida; Gentianales; Rubiaceae
Source: RefSeq, a predicted model, not a curated record
AUGGUUAAGGUGGCAGAGCAGGAGGUGAUACAGGCGGAAAACUGUUUUGAUGAGGACCCUUCGGUUCAGCAUCAAAUUUGUUUAAGUGAGCGGCGGGCUAGGCUGAUUCAGACGCAGGCAAAUGAGGAUUCGUUUUGGCGGCAGAAGGCGAGAAUCAGAUGGUUAGCGGAUGGGGAUAAAAAUUCAAAAUUUUUUCAUGCAACGGUGGCUGAACGUAGGAGUAAAUCCGUUAUUCAUCGUAUUAAAUCUUCUGGCGGGGAUUGGCUUUGUAGUGAAGAGGAUAUUGGGAGAGAGGCUGUUAGUUUUUUUCAGGGCUUGUUUUCGGAUCAGUCGGGUACGAAUAAUUUUCAUGGGUUAGAUGUGAUCCCCAAAGUGGUGACGGAGCGGGACAAUGAGGAAUUAGAACGUUUCCCUUCUCUAGAGGAAGUUAAGGAAGUCGUUUUCUCCAUGGAUGCGGAUAGUGCUGAGGAUGUUUUUGCAGCUGUUUGUCGGUUUUUUGGUGGAGCUGAGUUACCGAAAAGUAUUACCGCCACAUCCAUUGUUCUUGUCCCCAAAGUUAGCUCUCCUCAGGAUUUUUCGCAGUUUCGCCCAAUUAGUUUGUGCUCCUUUGUGAAUAAAAUUAUUUCUAAAUUACUGGCGAGGAGACUAGCUAAGCUGUUGCCGGGUAUUAUCUCUCCUAACCAGAGUGGUUUUGUUCAAGGUCGGCAAAUGGCCGAUAAUUUUUUAUUAGCUCAGGAGUUAAUUUCUGGCAUUCAGAGGCCUUGUCGAGGAGGUAAUGUUGUUCUCAAACUUGACAUGGCUAAGGCCUAUGACAGGGUUUCGUGGCCUUUUUUAAUGCAAGUGUUGCGUCGAUUUGGAUUUGGUGAACGGUGGAUUGAUAUGAUCUGGCGGUUGGUGUCCAAUGUGUGGUUCUCGGUGAUCAUUAAUGGAUCUCCCAAGGGGUUUUUUAAGUCGACCAGGGGAUUACGGCAGGGCGAUCCUAUCUCACCGGCACUGUUUGUUGUGGGUGCAGAGGUGUUGUCUAGGUCAUUAAAUGCUUUACUGGGUCUUCGAGCGUUUGUUCCAUUCAAAGUUCCUAGGGGUUGCCCGCCGAUUACCCAUCUGGCGUAUGCAGAUGAUGUCAUCAUUUUUUGUAGCGGUUUGAAGGCCUCUUUACAAGUAAUCCUGCGUACUUUGGAUGCCUAUUGCAGUAUAUCGGGCCAGCAGGUGAACUAUCACAAGAGUUGCUUUCUUGUUGAUCGGAAACUGCCUUUGGCGCGUAAACGAGCUAUUGCUCGGGUUACAGGUUUUCAGGAGAGGUCGUUUCCCAUUAAGUACUUGGGGUGUCCGUUAUAUGUUGGGAGGGCGAAACUGUACUUUUUCUCAGAGCUCUGCAAUUUGGUGUCGAGGCGUGUGUUAUCCUGGUCUGGUAGAUUGUUGUCGUCUGGUGGUAAGUUGGUUCUGAUCAAAAGUGUUCUCUCCUCUAUUCCUAUUCAUAUUAUGGCGGCUUCUAUGGUCCCUAAAGGGGUAGUCCGCCAAUUGGAACAAAUCUUUAGUAGCUUCUUAUGGGGUAACUCGGAUUUCGGCCCUCGGUUUCACUGGAUUAAAUGGGCAGCCCUGACUAAGCCUGUUGAGGAGGGAGGAGCUGGAUUGCGAUCGCUACAGUCGAUUUUUGAUGCUUUCUCUUUAAAGCUUUGGUGGUCUUUUCGCUGUAACACCUCCUUAUGGGCGUCCUUCAUGCACGCUAAGUAUCUCAGUGACAGGCUCCCGUGUCAGGCAGAUGUGGUUCGGGGGCAGUCUGGUAUCUGGAGAAGGCUGGUUGGCGUCAAAUCGUUAGCGGAUUCUCAUGUUCGCUGGGUUUUGGGCAAUGGAGCAGUGGAUUUUUGGCAUGAGAAUUGGAUGGGAUCUGGUCCGUUAUGCGACAAGGUUGAGAUUUUUGGGACUCACUCUGUGGCGAACUUUGUUGACCAAGGUCGUUGGAAUAUUUCUAUGUUGCGUCAUUGGCUCCCUCCUGCUAUUGUUUCAUCCAUUCUGGGUAUCUCUCCUCCUGUCUCGCAGCGGCCAGAUGAGAUGGUUUGGGAUUUAACCGAGUCGGGUGUGUUUUCAAUUGCAUCUGCUUAUCAGUUGGUGCGGCAGCCUGCUAUUAGGUCGGCUUUUUCUGCGGCUAUUUGGCAUACGUUACUUCCCUCUAAAGUGUCUUUUUUCAUGUUGCGGUUGGUUGCGGCACGGCUCCCCGUCUUGGAGACGCUUCGUCGUUUUGCGGUGCAUGGCCCCUCUCGGUGCUCCUGCUGUGAAGCUCCUGCGGAAGAAACCUUAGAUCAUAUUUUUUGCAAUGGGGAUUUGCCCAAACGAGUUUGGAAUUCGUUUACAAGUGGGGUGGGUGGGCGUUCCUGUGUUUCCACGGUGCGGCAUGCGCUGGCGCACCUUUGGAGGGCUCGUGAUUUGAGGGUUUUUGAAGGUAAGGGAAUUUCCUCCCAUCUCAUUCAUUUGAGGGUUGUGGGGGAGCUCCGAGAUAUUCUCUCUUCCCACUUUCCUUGCCUGGCGGGUCAUAGGUUGUCUUGGGAAGAGCUUAUUGGGUUGGCUUCUAGGUGUCGUAGAGCGAGUACGGUACGUUGGGUAAAAUGGAGGACUUCGCCUAUUCUCCUUCCCAAAUUGAAUGUUGAUGGUUGUUCGAGGGGUAAUCCUGGUACAUCUGGCGGGGGUGGUAUUUUGCGGGAUACGGCGGGGUGCUUUGUCUUUGCUUUCUCUUGCUUUUCUGGCGAUGUGACUAGUUUGCAUUCAGAACUAAGAGCUAUGCUAUAUGGGGUGAAGCUGUGUGUGCAACGCGGCAUUAUUCCUAUUCAUGUGGAGUCUGAUUCUUUGCUUUUGGUCCGGAUGGUGCGAGGGGAGCUCAGGGUUCCUUGGUUUUUGCGACGAGAGUUUGAGGAGCUGAUUGCAUUCCGGCAUCAUUUACAUGCGGUGACUCAUUGUUUUAGAGAGGUCAAUAGGGUGGCUGACAGAUUGUCUAAUGUUGGAGCUGACUCUGGCUCUGAUAGGGUUUAUGAGACGUUGGCUUUACUUCCAUUGUUGGUUAGAGGGGAUUGUCAAAUGGAUGCUUGGGGGAUGCCUAUAGUUAGAAGGGUUUGA